Molecule: messenger RNA, 2825 nt
Organism: Pteronotus mesoamericanus
Lineage: Eukaryota; Metazoa; Chordata; Mammalia; Chiroptera; Mormoopidae
Gene: FAM53C
Product: family with sequence similarity 53 member C
Exons: 5
Coding region: 199-1377 (392 amino acids)
Biological process (GO): protein import into nucleus
Cellular component (GO): nucleus
Source: RefSeq, a predicted model, not a curated record
GCUCAGAGCUGCUCCGGCCGCGGCCCUGGGAGCUGAAGGAGCCGCGACUCAGCAGGCAUGACUGGAGAGGGAAGUCCCAAUGGUGCUAGAAUGGUGCUGCAGUGGCAGAAGACGGCUCACGAGUGAGGUGUGGAAGAACAACAGGGAAGACAUCCAUCAUUUGCUCCAAAGUGUGCAAGUCAGAUCCUGGGGAGAAUCAUGAUAACCCUGAUCACUGAGCAGCUACAGAAGCAGACUCUGGAUGAGCUGAAAUGCACACGCUUCAGCAUCAGUCUGCCUUUGCCUGAUCAUGCAGACAUCUCCACCUGUGGGAACCCUUUCCAGCUUGUGCCUGAAGGUGCUUCCUGGAGGGGCCUGCCCCGCUGUUCCUGUGCUGAGUUCCAGGACAGCCUCAACCUCAGCUACCACCCCUCAGGCUUGAGCCUGCACCUCAGACCACCAAGCCGGGGAAGUUCCCCACCAGAGCAACCCCUCUCCCAAGUCCUAAGCCCUGAGCCCCCUGACCCAGAGAAGCUUCCUGUGCCCCCCGCCCCUCCAUCCAAGAGGCACUGCCGCUCACUCUCAGUGCCCGUGGACCUGUCUCGCUGGCAGCCGGUGUGGCGGCCUGCCCCCUCCAAGCUGUGGACUCCCAUCAAGCAUCGGGGCAGUGGUGGAGGGGGUGGGCCGCAGGUGCCUCACCAGAGCCCCCCGAAGCGGGUCUCCAGCCUCAGGUUCCUCCAAGCUCCCAGUGCCUCUUCUCAGUGUGCCCCAGCCCACAGACCCUGCAGUCCCCCUUUCUUCAGCCUGGCCCUGGCCCAAGAUUCCUCUCGACCCUGCGCUGCCUCCCCCCAGAGUGGCUCCUGGGAGAGUGAUGCUGAAUCCCUGUCACCUUGCCCACCCCAGCGCCGCUUUUCCCUGUCACCCAGCCUGGGCCCACAGGCAAGCCGCUUCUUGCCCUCUGCCCGGAGCUCCCCCGCAUCCUCCCCAGAGCUGCCCUGGCGACCUAGAGGCCUCCGAAACCUUCCCCGAAGCCGCUCACAGCCUUGUGAUCUGGAUGCCCGAAAAGCUGGAGUCAAGCGGCGACACGAGGAAGAUCCCCGGCGGCUGCGGCCUUCCUUGGACUUUGACAAGAUGAAUCAGAAACCAUACUCAGGAGGUGUCUGUCUCCAAGAAACAGCCCGGGAAGGCAGCAGCAUCUCUCCACCGUGGUUCAUGGCCUGUAGUCCCCCACCCCUCUCCGCUUCCUGCAGCCCCAUUGGGGGUUCCUCGCAGGUGCUGAGUGAAAGCGAAGAAGAGGAGGAAGGGUCCGUGCGGUGGGGGCGGCAGGCACUGAGCAAGAGGACACUGUGCCAGCAGGACUUUGGGGACCUGGACUUGAAUCUGAUUGAGGAGAACUAAAACUGAGAGGCUACUUCCUGGGGCCACACAGACUGACUCUCUUAUGGCUACUAACAAGUGUCGAGGCCCCAAGUCUGGGGACCCAGCCUGGGAAUGGGGGUGAGUUGAGGGCUCCGACUCAGGGCAGCCGGAAAUCUUCUCACUCCAGGAAGCUCGACCAUGCCGAGAGACUGGCCGGGACAAGAUAUACAGAGCUGGUGGCGGGAGGGACAGCCCCAGAGCAGACCCUUCCCAUGGCGGCCCUGAGUGUGAGUAUCCCUGCCACCGAGAAAGCAGUGGGCAGGGAAGGAAGGGGUCUGCUGACCCCAGCUCGGGGAAUUUCACUAGCCCCUUUGCUUCAAAGGGCACUUGUGUCUUAGAAUUUGGCCAGGGUGGGGGGGUUCACUCAGCCUCCUAGGAGAAAUUGUGUGUGAGAGAGAGAGAGAGAGAGAGCGCGAGAGUGAGCGCGUGUGCGUGUGUGUGCAUGUGUGUGCAUGCAUGGGAGUAUACUUGAGGAAAGGUGUGUUUGCGUAGCCUUAGGGAAGGAAGGCAGUUGCUCCUUAACAGUAGAGCAUCAUGAUAACCCCAGGAUCUUGAGUUUUCACAGGACAGUGGGCUUGUUCAAGGAGUUAGAAGGAGGGCACCAAGUUUUUCUUCUUUCUAAGUAGCUCUGGAACCAGGCUUAUAAUCCAUAAGCACUACUGGCUCUGCAAAGGAUUCUGUUUGGGGGUACUGCAGGGUCUUUUAAGUGCUGUGACCUCAGCCAGUGGUCUUUUCCUCAGGCCCACUCCCCUCCCCUAGAUAGAUUUAGUAUUGGGGCUGGAGAGGGCUCUUCACGUUGAUUCUGAGCUGGCCUUCUUUUCUUAUCAGAUUGCCUAGGCUGUAUACAACCUGCCUCUCACUCUAAGUAGAUGCAAGCACAUGUGUGUAACUGAGGCAGGGUUGAAGGGCUUCAUCUCUUUCUUUCCCUCUACUGUUGGGACCUUUUUCCCCUCACCCUCUGACCUUCGAUGCAUUUGGACUGCUGACCAUUUAAAAGCAGCCUGUAAUUGCUUCUUUUGUAAAGCAAGCAACCUCCCUCUACUUUAGCUGUUUGACUAUUUGGAUUUUCACAUAUUGGGCUUACCCAGAGUGGAGCGCACCUCUAUAGGGCUGUGGUUGACACUGGGUAGACAUUUGCAUCUGUGUUGUGUGUGUGGUGUGGCUGACCAGUAGGUGAGUAUUCCUGCGUGUGUGAGUUAAGCCACUCCCAGGCUGGUGCUCUCCUCCUGUGCCCGGUGACUGCCCAGUGGCAGCUGCAGCUGCCCUUCACUCCCACCUGCUGCCAAAGUCCCUGUGCUAAUGGGAUUACAAAUACAAAAAGUGGAAAAAAAUUUUUUCGUAAACUUUGUUUUAUAUUAAAAAAAAAUCCAUAAGUCUGUGUGUGUGUUAAACAUGAGGUCCUGCCUCUGUGGCUGUGUUUGAAAAAA